This is a messenger RNA of Athene cunicularia (burrowing owl), 3257 nucleotides long. It is a transcript of the gene NINJ1, whose product is annotated as ninjurin 1. Gene Ontology annotation, cellular component: membrane. The record is from RefSeq and is a predicted model, not a curated record. Lineage: Eukaryota; Metazoa; Chordata; Aves; Strigiformes; Strigidae. Gene Ontology annotation, biological process: cell adhesion; tissue regeneration.
AUGUGCAAUCCAUACUGUUCUCUUGCCCAGUGGCAGCUGCAGGAGAAGCGUACUUACUUUACCUGCAUCCUAGAAAAUCCCUGGCAGUUUCACUUUCCCUCUGUGAGCCCUGCAGGUGGUAACAGCACGAUGCAUCGCAGAGUGUCACAGUGGUUUCAAAGAAAUGGACCUAUGAAUAUCAAUCACUAUGCGAAUAAGAAGAGUGCUGCAGAGAGCAUGUUGGACAUUGCCCUGCUGAUGGCCAACGCAUCCCAGCUGAAAGCCGUGAUGGAGCAAGGACCUUCUUUUUCCUUCUACAUCCCACUUAUCAUUCUUAUCAGCCUGUCACUCACACUGCAAGUUAUGGUGGGAGUGCUCCUGAUAUUCCUUGUAAAAUAUGACCUUAACAACCCUGCAAAACAUGGAAAGCUGGAUUUCCUCAACAACCUUGCAACUGGACUAGUAUUCAUUAUAGUAGUUGUGAAUAUUUUUAUCACUGCCUUUGGAGUGCAGAAGCCAGUUGCCGAGUCAGCAUCAGGACACUAAGCACAAGAGACCUGAAGUAUUCAUUCUAGAUGCCAUUUGCACUUGAGCCAGCUACACUUGGACACAGUAGGGAAGAAAAAAAUAAUCUGAAGAAGCUGGACAUACCGAGCAGCUUUCUCAAGUUUCCAAGAACCAGCACAUUUGUGUAUCUAAAUUUUUCCCAUGUGUUAAUAUUUAAAGUGUUUGGCAUCUCAGAAAAGGUUGAUUAUGACCAAAGGACAUUGUUUUUCUGGAAUAUUGUAAUUUCAAUUGCUGUAGAAACUAACUUUUUCAGGAAAGUGGCAUAAGCUCAUCAAAGUACUAUCAACUGGUGGCACUUCACAGGACUUCCCUCUUUCUGUGCCUUUUGCUUGUGUGGCAAUUUAUCAUUCCUGCCGUGGUAAGAAAUAGCAGGCCUUCAGUUCUGGCACGGUGACAUCAUCCUUCAUUUCACUUGCUUGGUACCAAAUCUGUGUGCUCCAUAGCUCAGCAGUGGUCUUCCUCUGCAGUGUGCAGAGAGAGCUGUGCCUUGUUUUCUUUUUUUUUCCACUCUAGCUAAAGCAAAGAUGAGACAAACAGAAACAGCAGGCUAUCUUUUGCCCAUUCUUGCUCACAGGUACUCAUCUGUUUCGUCAUCUCUGGACCACAUUUACAAUUUCCUCUCCUUUGUGCAUAGACACACAAAUAACCUAAUUGCUAAUAGUUUCUUAAUAUUAACUGCUGUAGUCUGUAUUCUGUGUAUUAUGUAUGUUUCUGGAAACCCUGUUAGAAGAGCUACCUUUUCUAGGCCUGACUAGAAAACUAGAGGAUACAGGGUGAACUUUGUCUGCUAAACAGGUACUGAGUGCCUGUCAGCAAUUCAAGUAGCAAAUUUAAAGAAGUUUAUCCCUUUGUAACUUACUUUUCCCUCUUCUCAAGAUUGACUGCUGCAUUUGUGUUACUCUUAUGAGUUUAUGGCUGAAAGCAUAACUGAUUUUUUAAUUUUUAUUUUUAAAUAUAUAUAUAUAGAUAUAAAUAUCUUCUAGGUUCUUACCUGCCAACUCAGGGACUGACGCUUUUUCUAAAUACACUAUUGCUAGUAAUGGUGUAGGUCAUAAAAAUUUCUAAAACAGAAACAUUUCAGUCAUUUUAUUUCCAAAGUGUCUGCAAUCAGAAAAAUCUUGGUUUUCUAGAUUGUGCUUAUUUGUAGUUGCAGAUUUGUACUAAUAUAUUUCCUUACUGUUAAUUUUUAAAUGCUCCCUUGCACAUAUUAAUAGAAGUUUGACUUCCGUAUGUCUCAUCUCAUUUACAAUUUUUAUUGAUCACUUUUCUCUUUAGUUGUGUCUCAAGGCUCAUUGAUGUACCAUAUCUUCAUUUACAUGUUCUGUAAGAAUUACUAACAGAAAACAAAUCAGAAACUUGUGUGAUUAGUAAUAGAAUAGACAUUAUUUUUAUUUUUAAAUUCAUCUUUUGUUGCUUCUUUGCCAGCAUAACAUGUAUUUAACUAGUAACUAGCAAGCAAAGAUUUAAUUGUGCGUGUUGUACUAAUUUAAACAUAGCUCAGAAUAAGUUCUGAAUAAGGUAUUCAGGAUAAUUUUCCUUAUUUAUUUUUCACAAACCAGUGAAUUGUUGAAGGACUAUUCCUACAGACUUGUGCUAUUGCAGUUAUGGUACUGUAGUAUAGUGAACUGACUGGCCAAAUAGCAGUGCUGAAAACAUUAAAAAUGCAUUUAUUUUGGAGAAAAUAGGUGACUGUAGGCAGAGCCCUUCCAAGUGUGAAAUUUAUCUGUGGCUCAACAUCAGGCAGUAAUUUUGAUGAGAUUCUGGACUGUACCACCUUUGUUACCUUUCAACUUUUUACUCACUGGAGUAUUUGCCCAUCUGUUUCAGUCUGGAGAUGUUCUCUGGAGGCAGGUACUUCUCUUCUGUACAGGAAACUUUGUACCAAAGCUAGAUGUCUGAAGUAAUUGCUUUGUGUUAUCCUAAAAACAUUACCCAUCCAGAAGUUAGUUACUUUUAACUUAGGUAUGAUUACUAGGUAUUUUUCAUGGCCAGAUUUGCAUCUUUCUACUUUUUAAGCAGGACACAAAAAUAUGAAGAAAUGUGUUUCUGCCACAUAGGUGAUACUCUCAUUUUUUGACUUGGCCUUACUACCCCCAAAGGCAGAUGCAAACAGAUGUCCAGGCUCUGCUGACGUUUACCGUAUUUAUACCUAGUGGUGAUUUGUCCCAACUUUGAAUGUAGUUUUCCAUUCCUGUGUUACUUAUGGUCCUUUUUUUUUAUGAGCAUAAUCAUGUUUGUCUUGCACUGAAACCCUUGAAAGCAGUCAGAGUGGGUUGCAGUGCAGACAUACCAAGUCUUUUCCCAUUUUAUUCCCCUCAUUAUUGGACCAUAGUUUUUCAGGUUACUCAAGCAAACAAGCUGUUACAGUAGGUUUCUUCUGAAAAAGGUGAUAGCUGUUCUUAUAGCAUCUUUACUGCUAAGCUGUUGUCCAACAGAAACUACCAAAGCUUGUAUAUCCCAUCCCCCAGCAGCUUGUGGAACUAGCUGGAUCCAAAGCCAGGGUGGGGAACACUCACCAGGCAAUGACUUGUCAACUACAGAUUCCAAUGGACUUUGCAAGACACAGGUUUUGAGACAUGCAGGAGGGAAAGAAGGAAUACUUCAAGCUUAAACACGUUGUUGGGUGCCAAGGGCUGGAUGUGGAGAUCUGCAUUGAAGGGGUGGGUUUCUUCUCACUUUAAGUCUGCCAGAGCCAGACUCAGAACAAAACC